AUGGGACUCCCGCGUAUCUCACUGCCAAAAAAACUUCUGGAGAAGAUCAGAAAGCCGUGGGUUAAUGCUUUGAUUGUUCGACUAUUGGGCAAAAAUAUUGGGUACAAAAUGCUAUGUGCCAGAGUCAAGACUAUGUGGCGACUACAAGAGGAGUUUAAUGCCAUUGACCUUGGCUUCAAUUAUUUUCUUUUUAAAUUCUUUGACCCCUUCGACUGUGAAACUGUCUUCACGGGGGGCCCAUGGGUGAUUAUGGAUCAUUACCUCACAGUCAGACGAUGGGAACCAAAUUUUAAACCAUCGAAAGCUUUUGAAACCACAACCGCAGUCUGGGUUCGGUUUCCCGAGCUUCCGAUAGAGUAUUACCAGGAGAAAGUCUUAUUCACUAUUGCUAAAACCAUUGGCAGACCUCUGAAAAUUGACUGGACCACGACAAUGGCUACUCGGGAAAAAUUUGCUCGAGUGUGUGUGGAAAUAGAUUUGAGCAGGCCCCUGAAACCCAAAUUCCUACUUGAGGGCAACUGUUACUUCAUUGAAUAUGAAUCCCUCCAUUCCUUCUACUUCCUAUGUGGACGGAUAGACCAUCGAAAAGAAACUUGCAGAUUCAAAAUCCAUAAUGCUCCACCGAAGGGGAAAAAUCCAGCCGUUAUCGGCGAAGAGGUCACUAUCAACACUCUAUCAGAACCUAACGGUUACUUGCAACAAGAGUUAGAUGAUGCAGAGGCUUUCGGCCCAUGGCUGCUAGUUACUAAAAGAAAUCGAAGGCCAGUCCAUAACAAAAGGGCCCAAGAUCCUCAUGACCGAACCCACCAAAAUAAAUUUAAAAGCCUAGAAGAGGGCCCAGAUGGCCAAGCCACCUACCACAGGGGCAAGAAAAACAACCCAGUAGGUCAUGAGAUAGCCCAACAAGAGCCCAACCUCCAAAUCGGAUCAAACCAACCCAAUGAGCCUAAAGGUAACGACAAAACUAGGGCACUCCAUCCCCAUUCCACAGAUUCAGACAACCAUAAUCCAAUUCGGAGACACUCCAGCUGGAAGCUAUUGGAGGAAGGUACAUCAUCACACCAUAGAGAUCCUAGGGAAGAAACACAAAGCUGCGAUACAGACAUGGGCGUCAGUCACCCUAAUGACAGUCUUCAGACUGCAAAAGCUACUGAAUUGAUUCCUACAGUAGUGCACACUUAA
Camellia sinensis is the source of this 1182-nucleotide messenger RNA. The record is from RefSeq and is a predicted model, not a curated record. NCBI's taxonomy places the organism in Eukaryota, Viridiplantae, Streptophyta, Magnoliopsida, Ericales, Theaceae.